Mercurialis annua (annual mercury) is the source of this 2123-nucleotide messenger RNA. RefSeq lists its product as uncharacterized. Lineage: Eukaryota; Viridiplantae; Streptophyta; Magnoliopsida; Malpighiales; Euphorbiaceae. The record is from RefSeq and is a predicted model, not a curated record. The coding region runs from base 158 to 1897 and encodes 579 amino acids. The transcript is spliced from 3 exons.
AAAGUUUCAGUCGGCCAAGAAACAGAGUGAGAAAGAGGAAACUAACAGUCGCAGACAAAAUAAGUGAAAAGAAAUUGAAAGCUGAAAGAAGAAGAAGAAGCCGGAGUUUCAAAUUUGAAGACAAAUGGGAAGAACAGAGUAAGGUCUGGUGAAAGUUAUGGCGGAGAGACAAAGAAACGGCAAAAAGAAUGAAGAAACGGAGCCGAAGAAGAAGAGUAAGACAAACUUAAAAUUUAACGGAGGGCUGAUACUGGUAGGCAAAACAGGCGGCCCAUCUACACCGUCGCCUACUUGGCGGCUCGAGCUCUCUUCACUGGAGGCAAACAACAACAACCCUAUUCAAGAAUUUCUGAAUACCAACUCUAAUGUCUCCGCUAGAAAACUUUGCGCCAAUCUUUGGGAGAUUCAGCCCCACCUUCAAUUUCCACUUUCUAAAACCCCCCAUAAUCUCGGUCCCAAAAAGAAGAACAUUGAGCCUACCCAUCUGGUUGACCCUCCUAAUUCCCCACCUCAUCAGCAAGCAAGGGAAAUUCCAUCUAAAAGACGUGUUGCACAACAAACGAAUCAACAUCGGUCAUCCGUUGAUAGAAAGGGUCAUGCCCUAAAGCCUCUAUCUUCUGCCAGCUGUGAUAGCUCUAUGGAGGUUGUUCCUUAUAACCCUCGAACAGCUCCUAAUAGGUCUUUGGACUUAAAGGGCAAGAUGGUGGGUUCGAGUUAUAGCCUCAAGACAUCAGAGGAAUUACUCAAGAUACUGAAUCGAAUUUGGAGUCUAGAAGAAAAACAAUCGUGCAAUAUGUCAUCGUCAAAAUCAUUAAAACUGGAACUACAACAUUCUCAAUUGCAGAUAAAGGAAUUGCUGAAAGAGAGAGAAAGCAACAGGCAGGAAAUGAAUGACAUAAUGAAGGAAGUUGCGGAAGAUAAAGUCGUAAGGAAAAAUAAAAUGCAAGAUCGAAUCAAAGAUGUCAUUCAGUCAGCACAAAAAGAGCUAGAUUCUGAGAGGAAGUUAAGGAAGUACGUAGAAAGCCAGGACCGCAAGCUAGCUCGAGAGCUUUCUGAAGUUAAAAAUGGUUUCUCCAAUGCCUUGAAAGAACUAGAAAGAGAGAGGAAAGCAAGGAUUUUGCUAGAAAAUUUGUGCGAUGAGUUUGCCGAGGGAAUAAGGGAUUACGAACAAGAAGUGCGAUCCCUAAUGCACAAACCUGAGAUGCAUCAUAUUGGUUGCGGAAAACCUGAUAGCUUGGUUCUCCAUAUUUCAGAAGCAUGGCUCGAUGAGAGGAUGCAAAUGAGACUAGCAGAUGCUAACAACGAUUCCACUGAAAAUAAUACAAUUGUAGACAAGUUAAGUCUGGAUAUAGAAACCUUUCUUGAAGCUAGACACCACAAUGGAUUAGAGAAAGAUGAUAGGUUUGGCAAUGAGGCGAUAAACAAUCGGUCAAGGAGAGAAUCGUUUCUUUUAAACGAGACCUUAAGUGCACCUCGAGAUGGAGGGGAUAGUGGUUCGCGUUUUGAACAAAUGAAGAGUGCAGGUAAAAGACAGAGUACAUGCAAUUCUACACGAGCAGGUAUUAUGCCAUCAGAAUGCUAUCUUGAGGAGAAAAUGAAUUCAAAACCUAUGAAGCGAAAGGGCGGGUUAAGAAAAAAUAACAUAGCGGCAUUGCAAGCACGAUUUAGCUUAAAUAGAAAUCAGUCAACGUCAUCCGAAGGUGACAGAAUUCAUCCUGAAAGUGAAAUCAAGGAAGAUACUUGCGUUGAGCCAGUUCUUGCAAGUCCCGUGCAGAAGUGGAUGUCGAAGUUGGCAUCUCCGGAAUUUGAUAAAUCUGAAACUUUAAAGGAAAAGCUACUUGAAGCAAGAUUAGAAGGUCAGAAAUCUCGAUCCAGAAUCGCUAAAGCUGUGUUUUGAGACAUGUAAUUAUGUUAGUUAGAUAUGUCUGAAAUAGCAUUAAGCUUUCUUGCUAUUACAUUUUGUUCUGCAGUGUUUAAGAUUAGCGUAGGUAAGUGAAAUGUUAGUAUUGCAGUUGUAAAUUAUGGAACUAAUUUUGUAGAUGCAAAUGAAAACUAUUUCCAGAAAUGUAAUAGCUUUUGUUUGUUUUAAUGAAAUUAGGCCAAUCUAAAACACUUUCUAAUCA